Geodia barretti is the source of this 2704-nucleotide messenger RNA. Lineage: Eukaryota; Metazoa; Porifera; Demospongiae; Tetractinellida; Geodiidae. The record is from the annotation of a GenBank genome assembly.
UGCGGGCGGCCAGCCGAUUUGGGGGGUGGGGCUGGUUCGGUUGAUUGUGAUGGCGAUUCUAAACUUCUUCUUUUUGCUGUUGCCGGUGCUUGGUCACGCUUGCCGUGUAGACCUCGACUGUGGCUUGGGCCGAUGUGUGCAGGGAGGGACGGUAGGUACGAAUGCAGUUGUCCAGCAGGCCACGGGGGCAAGAGAUGUGAGGCCGUCUUACGGUUGAAGAGGUCUGCAGCCGAGACCUCUCCAUGUCCCUGCUUGAACGGAGAUGACUGCACCAACUUCAGUGGAGAUGGGAGCGAGCCGAAAACGACCACUGUUUCUCCCUGUAUCCCCACACAAAAAUUACCAAGCGAUGGAGGCUGUACCGGUGGAAAAGAUGUAUGGGGUUUUGUCUGGCCCAAUGCAGCAAAUGAUGAAACAGUUGAUGUUCCUUGCCCUGACGGACAAGAAAGAGCCAGCAGAGUGUGUAUUAAUGGGGUGUGGAAGGCAGCCCAAGUCCUGGAGUGUGACAGCACUGGCUUUGUUGAAACUCUGACUAAGGCUGAAGAGGUGUUUCGUGAAGAUAGUAGAGAUCUUAACGUAAGACUCAAUGAGACUGCAGAGAUCAUGAGGAGCUUGCUGCAGCUCAUUCAACCAAGGGAAGGUCUAUCUCAUCUCCCAGGGGACCUCAACAGCACCAAUGCCAUCGCCUCUGGAGUUCUGACUCUCCUGGAGGACUUGCUGGUGCCUGGCAGCAAUGUCACAUCUGUCCCAAACCAGCGUAUAUUUGCUGUGUUUAAUACUGCACUACAUCCAAACAAUGCUCAAGGAUGGAUGACCCUCCAAGAUGCAAAGGGAGGGGCAUCUAAGUUUCUGGACAACAUGGAGCGCUAUGGCCUCUACCUCUCUUUGGUUGCUCCAGACACAGAGUCAAGAACUGUUCACCAAGACGAUAAUUUUGUUAUUGGUGUGAUUCGUCACUCUGCGAUGUUAAACGCCUCGUCUGUGACUUUCCCCGAGUCUUUGGAUGAGCUGGAGAACACAUCAUACUCUGCCAUCACUGCACAGAUAUCCAUUCCUUCCACCCUACUCCUGGACAGGAAGGCUGAGGGAGGUAGGUAUCAUGGUGGACAUGCAUCACAUGGUCUAUUGUUACAUGCGUCAGAUAAUAUGUAGAGUAAGCCCUGGCUGCUGAGCUGCUGAGCUGCUCUUGGAAGAGGGUACUCGGUCUAGUGCAAAGUUAGAAUCACACCCAGGAAAGCUUCCUGGUAAAACUGUGCACUUGAGGUGUAUUUUACCUAGCAAACUUGUAGUGUCUCAUUUUAUGUAUAGUUGUGUCCUUGCUACAUAAUGCCCAUUUUACAGCUAAUACAGCUCCAGUGGCUGGCAGCAUUGCUCAAGGAAUGGAAACUGCCCUCCUUCCCACUGCUCUGGGACCGACAUGGAGUGUUGCUUCUCAGGUGAUCUCUGCUCAGGUGGCUCAACGGAGAAUGAGGUCAUCAACUCCUAUCAACGUUACCUUCACCUUUAACUCUGUUACGAGUGCCUCAGAGUUUCGAUGCGGCUACUGGAAUUUCUCCGAACAUUGUCUGAGGAAGAGCUGAAAGCACUGAUGGUGGUGUCAAACAUAGGGUGUGCCAUCUCCCUGGCCUGCCUGUUUCUGGCCAUCAUCUACUACCUAACCAUCUGGAAGGAAAUGUUUGAGAAAGUUAACUACUUCAUUCAUUUCAACCUUGCCAUUGCCUUGUUCCUUGCCUAUUUCCUGUUUGUUCUGGCUAUUCAACUUGCCCGAGAGAAUGAGGGGGCAUGCAUAUUUGUGGCAGCACUUUUGCAGUACCUCUUCCUAUCAGCCUUCUGUUGGAUGAUGUGUGAGGGGAUCAUGCUCUACCUCAUGUUGGUGGUGGUGUUCAGCACUCUCUCCAAGAAAUGGUGGUUUUUCCUACUACUUGGCUGGGUGCCAGCACUAGUGCCAGUGGUGGUUGGACUGGCUACUAGCCACAGGCAGUAUGGAGUAAAGAACAGCAGUGGACAACUAGAAUACUGCUGGUUGUCGACCAAUGAAGGGAUCAUCUGGGCCUUUAUAGCUCCCAUGCUUCUCAUUAUCAUUAUCAACUCGGUGUUCCUUGUGAUAGCUCUGGUGAGGGUACUGCAGGCCAGAAGAAGACAGGCACUCAAGAAAAGCUCAAAGGUGUCUGUAAACUUGGACCUCUUCAAGGCGCUGUUUCGUGCGACUGUUGUUCUGCUUCCGAUGCUGGGGCUGACAUGGGUGUUUGGACUGUUUGCUGUCAACCAGAACACCUCGUGGUUUGCCUGGCUCUUCACCAUCUUCAACACACUCCAGGGUUGCUUCAUAUUCAUUUUUCAUGUUGUGCUCAGCGACAAAUUUUGGAACAAUUCUCAUAUCAAGAAAAUGAGGAGAAGUGUAGCGUCAUCGUUGAGGUCAUCUCAAUUUGGAUCCACGGUCUACUCCACCAUAAAGAGAUCAAGCACAAGGCAAAGCAGUUCAAAGGUUGAGAGAUAUUCUUCAACUGUGGGUGCUCAAUUAGACUCUCUUUCUGAGCCUUCAAGUGAUGUGCCAACUGUGAAUAAAGACCCUGACAAGCUGGAGGAGAAGACUAAAGCUAUGGAAAUGGCACCUCUCGAUCCCAAAGCUGAACAAAAUGUGACAAACUGAAAAAAAACUAUUGCACAUGCUUUGAUGUACAUUGAUGCUAUUGUUUUUUUGAAU